Molecule: messenger RNA, 840 nt
Organism: Acipenser ruthenus (sterlet)
Lineage: Eukaryota; Metazoa; Chordata; Actinopteri; Acipenseriformes; Acipenseridae
Product: centlein-like
Biological process (GO): centriole-centriole cohesion; protein localization to organelle
Cellular component (GO): centriole; centrosome
Source: RefSeq, a predicted model, not a curated record
AUGUUGACCCAAGGGACUUGGAGCAAGGCUCACAUUUUGCUGCUGGAAGAAGUCAGGAACAUGUCAGAAGAACUUGCGCUCUGUCAAGCAGAUGAAGAGUUUGCCUGGUCUUUGUGGAAACGCCUUCAAGUUGCCAACCCAGAUCUGACACAGGCAGUUAGUUUGGUUGUGAAAAGAGAGAAACAAAAGGCAGAGGCCAAAGACAAAAAAGUAUUGGAGAUUCUGCAAGUCAAAGACAACAAAAUACAAGAGCUGCAGCAGACAGAUUCCCUAAUUAAACAGGAAAUAAACAACCAUGUUCAACGAAAGAUAGCAGUAGAUGAAGAAAACAGCUUAAUGAAGAAAGAGCUGGGCUUUCAGCAAAAAUUGGAGGAUAAAAGUCAGGAACAUAAGGAUGUUAAGGAGCAAACCAAGAAGAAAGAAGACGAACGCUGGCUUGUUGUGAGGAAUGUGGAGGAGGAAAAGAAAGGAUUAAACACAUGCUGCUCUGACCUGCUAAGUGACCUGGAGAAACUGCAGAAGCAGGUGGCCCACUGGAAAGAGGAGAAAUCUGGCAUUGAGUCUAAAGUAAAGGUAUUAGAAGAGGACAUUAAGGAAACCAGGCAACAUGCAGAAGACCUCCAUAAGAAAAUGAAUGAACUAUCUUCUCAACUUGCUACCAAACACACUGAGUGGCCAAGCAGAUAUUGAUGAAGGAGUUACUAGAGAUUCAGAAUCUUUAUAAGCAGAGCGCAGAGCAUGCAGCUCAGCAGGCUGAACUGAUUCAGCAAUUGGAAGGCCUCAAUCUGGAAACGCAGGUGGUGCUGCAAAGAUGCCCACACAACAGAGACAAUAUCAUAU